GACGCCCCGCCCCCUUUCUGCCUCUUAGAGCGUCAGUGCUGGAGGAACCUUCCAUUCGGAGAGAGUCUACAGUAACUGCAGAGGUUUUCGGAACUUUGCAGGCAGAGGCUAGCUGGUCCAUUGUCUGCAAGCCACGCCACGUCUGCUGCUGGCCUGCGACACCCCUAGACUCAGGAAGACUAUUCCCCCAGCGGCACCGAUACCCCAACUUUUGAUUCGCGGUCUGCGUUGUCUACCUAGGUGCCCAGCUACAGUGCCCGGGGGCGCGCAUCUUCUGGAAACAGCCCAGCUCACACAGCCCAGCUUGCUCUUCUUUCCCACAAGAGUGAGGGGCUGGGUGCCUGAUCCGGGACCACACAAGCCCUCGGGCGGAACUGCCUUCGAGAAAGGUUAAGCCCAGAAGCUCCGAGCCUCUUACUCCAAACCAUAGUCGGUUCAGGUGUUUUCUCUCUCCAAAUCCUGCGUCUGGCGGGGAUCAUCCGCGAGGCCGGGCGGUGAGCGUGGGGUCCCUGUCGCCCCGUCGGAGUGGCAGACCAUGGCCGGCUGCUGCUGUCUGUCUGCGGAGGAGAAAGAGUCGCAGCGCAUCAGCGCCGAGAUCGAACGGCAGCUUCGCCGCGACAAGAAGGACGCGCGCCGUGAGCUCAAGCUGCUGUUGCUGGGAACUGGUGAAAGUGGGAAGAGUACCUUCAUCAAGCAAAUGAGGAUAAUCCAUGGGUCUGGCUACAGUGAUGAAGACAGAAAGGGCUUCACUAAGCUGGUUUACCAAAACAUAUUCACCGCCAUGCAAGCCAUGAUCAGAGCGAUGGACACCCUGAGAAUACAAUAUGUGUGUGAGCAGAAUAAGGAAAAUGCCCAGAUCAUCAGGGAAGUGGAAGCGGACAAAGUCUCUGCACUCUCCGGGGACCAGGUGGCAGCCAUCAAGCAGCUGUGGCUGGAUCCGGGAAUCCAGGAGUGUUACGACAGGAGGAGGGAGUACCAGCUGUCAGACUCGGCUAAGUAUUACCUGACUGACAUUGACCGAAUCGCCAUGCCCUCUUUCGUGCCAACACAACAGGAUGUGCUUCGUGUUCGAGUGCCCACCACUGGCAUCAUAGAGUAUCCAUUUGACUUGGAAAACAUCAUCUUUCGGAUGGUGGAUGUUGGUGGCCAGCGAUCUGAACGACGGAAAUGGAUUCACUGCUUUGAGAGUGUCACCUCCAUCAUUUUCUUGGUUGCUCUGAGUGAAUAUGACCAAGUUCUGGCUGAGUGUGACAAUGAGAACCGUAUGGAAGAGAGCAAAGCCUUGUUUAAAACCAUCAUCACCUACCCUUGGUUUCUGAACUCAUCUGUGAUUUUGUUCUUAAACAAGAAGGAUCUUUUGGAAGAGAAAAUCAUGUACUCUCAUCUAAUUAGCUAUUUCCCAGAAUACACAGGACCAAAGCAAGAUGUCAAAGCUGCCAGGGACUUUAUCCUGAAGCUGUAUCAAGACCAGAAUCCUGACAAAGAGAAAGUCAUCUAUUCUCACUUCACAUGUGCUACAGACACUGAGAAUAUCCGCUUUGUGUUUGCUGCUGUCAAAGACACAAUCCUACAGCUAAACCUACGGGAAUUCAACUUGGUGUAAAUGGUGUGGCGCACUCCUCCCAGACGGAGGGUGAUCUGAGCUCUUCCCGCCUGUUCCACAAGUGCUUUUGACCACCUCGGCCAGGCUCCAAGGACAUUAUGUAGCCCAUAAGGACAGAGAUAGGUAGUGUAACUUAAAAGGGUUGGUAAAGCAAACAUCUUUCAAGUGUCUUUAAUUCUUGAUUGUCUUUUCGUUUCUUACUGUUUGGAUGUAAGGUUUAGGCAUAAAUUUUGAGUUUGGUAGUUCAUAGGAUUUUAGAAGGCCACUGUGAUCCUCCUGCCCCCCCCCCCCUUUUUAAACUGGAAGUGUUCAACAACUAUUAAAAAUCACAUUACAGAGGGGACUUGUUAAUUUACAGAUCAUGCUUUCAGACCUCUAGGAUUAAUUUGGGUGACUAAAACAUCUUAAUAGGCAUGAUGGUUUUAAAAUAAACCUUAAAAGACAUUUUUUAUAGUUAAGAGCA
Messenger RNA from Onychomys torridus (southern grasshopper mouse), 2066 nucleotides. It is a transcript of the gene Gna14, whose product is annotated as G protein subunit alpha 14. Gene Ontology annotation, cellular component: heterotrimeric G-protein complex. Gene Ontology annotation, biological process: action potential; phospholipase C-activating dopamine receptor signaling pathway; adenylate cyclase-modulating G protein-coupled receptor signaling pathway. The transcript is spliced from 7 exons. Gene Ontology annotation, molecular function: G-protein beta/gamma-subunit complex binding; guanyl nucleotide binding; GTPase activity. Lineage: Eukaryota; Metazoa; Chordata; Mammalia; Rodentia; Cricetidae. The coding region runs from base 536 to 1603 and encodes 355 amino acids. The record is from RefSeq and is a predicted model, not a curated record.